Molecule: messenger RNA, 1278 nt
Organism: Lathyrus oleraceus (garden pea)
Lineage: Eukaryota; Viridiplantae; Streptophyta; Magnoliopsida; Fabales; Fabaceae
Exons: 1
Coding region: 1-1278 (425 amino acids)
Biological process (GO): proteolysis
Molecular function (GO): aspartic-type endopeptidase activity
Source: RefSeq, a predicted model, not a curated record
AUGUUGGAAGAUGGUAAAGAGGUGUUUAUUCCUUCUUUUUCAUCUGUUGUGAACAUUACCGAUGUAAGUGGUGUGACCCGAAGUGGUCGGGUAUUUGCUGCUGCAACUCCUAAAAGAACCAACGAUGUGGUGAUAGAGAAACCAACUCAAGAGAAAACUCCUGUCAUGAAAAUCGACCAAUCCAACAUUGUGAAUCAGAGUUCUGAUCAAGAAAAAGUGUUAAAAUUGAUUAAGAAGAGUGAUUUAAAUAUGGUGGACCAGUUAUUGCACACCCCGUCCAAGAUAUUUAUAUUAUCUUUACUUAUGAGUUCAGAAGCUUCCCGAGAGGAUUUGCAAAAGUUCCUAGAGCAAGCCUAUAUGGAUCACAACGUAACGAUUGAUCAAUUUGAUGGCAUUGUGGCUAAUAUUACAGCAUGUAACAAGCUAAGCUUCAGUGAUGAAGAGUUGCCCGAUCAGGGGAGGAACCACAAUUUGGCUAUGCAUAUCUCUAUGAAUUAUCAAGAAGAUGUCAUGUCCAAUCUGUUGGUGGACACUGGUUCUUCUCUGAAUGUUUUGCCUAAGUCCACUUUGUCCAAGCUUUCUUAUCAAGGUGUUUUGAUGAGAUUUAGUGGGGUUGUUAUGAAGGCCUUUGAUGGCUCGAGGAAGACAGUAAUUGGGGAGGUUGAUCUCCCAACGAAGAUAGGUUCGUGCUUAUUUAAGAUCACCUUUCAAGUGAUGGAUAUUAACCCCGCCUAUAAUUGUCUCUUAGGACGUCUUUGGAUUCAUGAGGCUGCGGCAGUGACAUCGACUCUCCAUCAAAAGCUGAAGUUUAUGAAGAAUGGGAAGUUAGUGAUCGUGGGUGGAAAGCAGGCCAUGCUUGUGAGUCACCUCUCUUCAUUUUCAUACAUUGAUGCUGACGAAGCUGAAGGAACACCGUUUCAAGCUCUUUUUGUUGAUGAUAUUUCUUCCAGGAAGAAUGGAGAAUCCAUGACAUCUUUGAAAGAUGUCCAACAAGUGUUGGAGAAUGGUCAAUCUGCUAGAUGGGGACAAGUUAUGGAGCUUGUCGAGAACAAGAACAGAGCUGGUUUGGGAUUUUCACCUGGUUCAACCCUAAGAGAUUUGAAGAGAAUUCAAGAAGUGUUUCACAAUAUUGGCUUUAUUAGUUCCAAAGAUCAGUCUGAUGUCGCAAUAUUGGAAGAUGAUGAAGAGCAAGAAGCGCCAAACUUUGUGACACAUGGAUCGAUAUGCAAAAAUUGGAUUGAUGUUGAUGUUCCUUUUGUUAUUCACUUAUCGAAGUAA